UUGAACUUGUGUUUGUGAAGUUCUUUCUUUGACUCUGAAAACAGAACAUGUGCUAUAUAAUGGAUACAAGUGAUAACUAGACACCUGCUACAAAUGUCUCCUCCUUUCACACAUAAAAUUGCUCAAUGUUUGGGUAUCAGUGGUCUUGUUAGUUUACACAGGGUGUCUAUAAUGAUCAAAGCUAUGUUUUGAGAUACUGUCAAACUGGAAGCUAGUGUUAUACAAAUGUUGGUACAUGUUUCAUAGUACAUAAGUUGGAUUGAUGAACAAAGUUUUGUCAUUCUCACUGCUCCAGAACACAAUGAGUCCUUAUAAAUUAUAUUAGUGUUCUUAUAAAGGGAGCUCCAAAUAGAUCCUUAUGCACUUUUUGAUAUCCUAGCACAAACUAUCUAGAUACAGCCUGUGAAUCAGAAAGAAGGUUCUCGUCAGACACAAAAUGGUAUCUAGAUAAAACUUUCAUGUGAUACUGGAAAUUAUUUAAGGUCCUUUAAACAUGUGCACAGGGACAUUUUUUAUGUUUUUCUUUUUCACUCUCACAAUCCCUUUGGAGAUACACAUUUAAUGUAUUAGUAACAAUGUGACAAAGUAGACAUCUUCAAUAAUGACAAAUUUUUAUAUAUUUUAAAAAUAUAUUUUGUUCCCUGUGCCCUGGACUACUUGCUGCCUGACCUGACCUGCACUUGGGGGUUGGAGGUGAGUUGGCACAGAGUCAACUUCCAGGAACAGAUAUGACUAUGUGGCUGCCUUUGGAGGAAAAGGAACAGGAAAAAUCAUGCACCCAGAAGGACAGAUGCCUGUGACGGAGGCCGACAACAUAGACCCAGGGCUAGUCAAUGUCAGUAGGCUGCCUAUGGGGAUUUCAAGGUCAAUCUUCCAGGCAAGUCCUCUGUACCAGAGCAAUAAGCAUCCAUCCCCUUCUCAAGUUUCUCAGUUUCAAGGAUUUCAACAGCUUAACAAAAUCACACCAACCCAUUCAUCUACAGACAUAAAAGCCUUUAACUUUCAAUUAUCUAGUAUGAGUAAUGAUAGCCAACAAGAGAAAAUUGGAAACCCCCAACCAAAUAUCUCAAACUCUCGCCCACCAUUCAAUUGCCUGCAAUCAAUUCAAGACAAAACGACAGUAAGUAGAUCUGGGAUGUCUGUUCAGAUGACUCCAGAGAGAAUGACAGAAGCAGAAGAGAAAUCCAGCAACACAUGGAAGAACAUUAGAAAAUCAUAUGUACAGAAAAAAGUAUCAGCUCAAAAAGUGCCUCAUUUUGUUCCUGAUCAAGCACCUGAGAGGAAAAAAACAAGCCCCCUCAAUCCUGCAUAUGCCAUCCGAAAGUCACGUAUGAUUAAUGGUAUCCAUAUGCGGUCAUUUAGGGAUAGGGUGAUUCACCUACUGGCACUGAAAGACUACAAGAAAUCAGAACUUCUUGUUCAAUUGCAAAAAGAUGGUAUCAAAAUAAAUGACUCCAAUUUUCUUGGAAAAAUUCUGCUGCAGGUGGCUAAUCUGAAUGCCACUACUUUGUCGUAUACUUUAAAGGACAGUAUCUUCAAAGAGGUCCAGAGAGAUUGGCCUGGUUAUAAUAAGGAAGACAAGCAGUCACUGGAUUUGGUACUUUCCAGAAAACUGCAUCCAUUUCACAAUGCUACCGAGGUCACCCAUAGCAAAGAAACAUCUGUAAUUUCUAAAACAGAUGAUACAUCAUCCUCAAAGGAUCAUUUUCUUCAUUUAUCUGAUAUUGAUACUUUAAUUAAAAACAAAGGAGGACUCUGUUCCCCUAAAUCUGCUGUGCAGUUAGCAUCAAACGGCUAUGUAAGCAGUGAGAAGUCUAUGAUUCUGCCAUGCUCUGCAGCUCCUACCAAAUAUGUUACUUUACCACUGCCUAACUCUCACCUGCCAAUUUCGAAUUCACCACUGCUCAUCAAAUCCAAUAGUAAUAUUUCCUGUGCUCCAGAAAGAUCUGAGAGUCAAUACACAUGUGACAGCAUCCACCAUGAUGGCAGCACAAUUGAAAGAGAGAUGAAUAAAUGCACAUCUUCAGAAACCUCAUCCUGUGCUUCUGUUCAAAAAAAGCAUUCAAUGCCGAAUGAAAUGCAACAUUUUAUGCCCGAGAAGUUCAAAUGUGCAUUUGCAAAGCGCAAAACAACCAUCCCAAAUUACAUUACCAGCAUGAAGGAAAUACCGAAGAUUGAUUUUAACAAACAAGACGAAAUUAUGGAGUCAAAUUCCAACAAAGAAGUUAAAAAAGCUUUUGCUGAUUCUGGAAAGUUUGUUACUACAUGUGGGACUCCAGAGUAUUUGUCUAAUUAUUCCAUAAUAGUUUCCUCUGACCAACGUCAGUAUUAUGAGGAUGAAUUCCGGGCAGAUUACAGUGAAUAUCAGGCCAUGUAUGAUAAGAUACAGAUUUCAUGUACACCAAUCAUUGACCUAGAUUCAGAAAGGAAGGGAUUUUCCCCAGGAUCAAAAGAAUACCAAGAUAUUACUAAAAAAAUCUCAAUAGAAUAUCAGAAAAUGCGACAACUUAAUCCUAAAUUUUGUGAAGAAAAAAAUAAAUGUGUGUUUCUUUACAACAAGCUGAUUCACAUUAAAAAAUUAAUAAAUGAUUUUGACAAUCAAAAAGUAAAAUCAACACAAUAAUAGAGGGUUUAGACAAGAAUAAAUAUUGUUUACUGAAAUUACAAAUAACUUGCUCCAAGUUUCUAAAGGUAUGGCAUUUGCCAUUUUUGUUAAAUCCUUGGAACAGUAUGUAAUUUGUCUUUAUAUUCGUUUUGUGCUUCCCUACAAUAUUGAAGUUGCAUUAUAUGGUUCUUAAACCACCAAUAUUUGUGUGUCUGCUACAUAUCCCAUAAUAUUGUGAACCCAAUGUCUAUGAAAUAAAGUUCUACACAUAUGAAAAUAAAAUGAGCAAGUUGAAAUA
This is a messenger RNA of Rattus norvegicus (Norway rat), 2903 nucleotides long. The record is from RefSeq and is a predicted model, not a curated record. Lineage: Eukaryota; Metazoa; Chordata; Mammalia; Rodentia; Muridae.